Exserohilum turcica Et28A is the source of this 3133-nucleotide messenger RNA. RefSeq lists its product as uncharacterized. Gene Ontology annotation, molecular function: aminoacyl-tRNA deacylase activity; tRNA binding; isoleucine-tRNA ligase activity. Gene Ontology annotation, cellular component: cytosol. NCBI's taxonomy places the organism in Eukaryota, Fungi, Ascomycota, Dothideomycetes, Pleosporales, Pleosporaceae. The record is from RefSeq and is a predicted model, not a curated record. Gene Ontology annotation, biological process: isoleucyl-tRNA aminoacylation. Bases 1 to 3114 code for a protein of 1037 amino acids. The transcript has 2 exons.
AUGCUAACGCCGACUCGUAUCCUCCGUGCGUCAUGGUCCAAUACCCUACGAUUGCCAAAAUCAAAUUUCCCGCCGCGACCGUUGGCGUCCGCAAAUCGAGAGUACCUGCGACGAUGUACCGAUGAGCUGUAUGCCUGGCAGCGGAGCUCAGAACGCAUUGGGCCAACAGGAAGCUUUACGCUACAUGAUGGACCGCCAUACGCGAAUGGACCGCUGCAUAUUGGGCACGCGCUGAACAAGAUUACAAAAGACGUCAUAUGUAGAUUCCAGGUUGGCCAGGGAAAGAAGGUCUCAUAUAUUCCUGGUUGGGACUGCCAUGGAUUGCCCAUUGAGAUCAAGGCACUACAGGCGCAGAAGAAGGAUGCUGCACAAACGGAUCCUGUGAGCGUACGUGAGGCUGCGCGCGAGUUAGCUGCACGGACAAUUGAAGAGCAGAAAAAUGGUUUCAAGGAGUGGGCUGUCAUGGGUGACUGGGACAACGCAUAUCAGACAAUGGAGCGGAGCUUUGAAUUGAGGCAGCUGGAAGUGUUCAAGGCCAUGUUCGAGAAGGGCCUCAUCUAUAGGCAGUUCAAGCCAGUAUACUGGAGCCCAAGCUCAAGAACAGCGCUCGCAGAAGCCGAGUUGGAGUACGACGAGGGACACAAGAGCUUGGCGGCUUUUGUGCGGUACCCAGUGCAAUUGUCCGAGACUCUGAAAACCGGAGCGCUAAAGGAUGUCAAAAGCGAGGUCAACGUAGUCAUCUGGACAACCACUCCCUGGACCCUGCCAGCGAACAAGGCUAUUGCAGUACACCGCGAUAUGCAGUAUUGCAUCGCCAGGGAUGCAGAAAAUAAUGAUGAACUGAUUCUGAUUGCGACUUCAAGGGUAGACGAGUACGAAAAGAUUCUGGAGCGCAAGCUUGAGAUUGUCGUACCAGACGUGCGUGGCUCAGACCUUGCUGAUCAAGUUCAUUAUGAGAAUCCGUUCCAGAAGGCAGACGGACUUCAGCCCAUCAUACACGCAGACUUUAUCACAGACUCGUCUGGUACCGGUCUGGUCCAUCUCGCCCCUGGGCAUGGUAUGGACGACUACAAUGUUUGCAUGCCGCUCAACAUCCCGGCUUUUGCUCCCGUAGACGAUGCUGGCGUUUUUACCAAGGAUGCAUUCCCGGAACAGCCGGACCUGCUGGAAGGCCUGCCAGUCACCGAUAUCAAGAAAACGGGUAGUAAUGCUGUCUGCAACUACCUGCAAAAGCUGGGAAUGCUGCGUGGAAAGCAAAAUUACCGCCACAAGUACCCUAUUGACUGGAGAACCAAAGAGCCUGUCAUUACUCGCGCUACAGAGCAGUGGUUUGCAAACGUCGAAAGCAUCAAGGAGGCCUCGAUGAAAGCAAUUGCUGAUGUCAACUUUAAACCUGAAUCUGGUCGGAGCCGUCUGGAGAGUUUCAUCCAAGGUCGCAGUCAAUGGUGCAUUUCGCGGCAACGUGCUUGGGGUGUCCCUAUCCCUGCGUUGUACAAGGUCGAGGGCGAUACGCUCCAAGCGACUAUGGAUUCCAAGGUCAUCGAACAUGUCAUUGGAGUAAUCAAAGAGCGCGGGAUCAAUGCGUGGUGGACAGAUGCGCAGGAUGACCCGGCUUGGAAGCCCAAGCACCUCACUGGUACAUAUGUCCGUGGCAGAGAUACCAUGGAUGUAUGGUUCGAUAGCGGAACAAGCUGGACACUUCUUCCGCAGCAAAAGGACCAGCCUGUAGCUGACGUCUACCUCGAAGGUACUGAUCAGCAUCGCGGCUGGUUCCAGUCAUCGCUCCUCACCCACGUCGCCACCCAGUCCUACUCUACCGAAACGGUCAAAGCGCCGUACAAGACUCUCAUCACGCAUGGCUUCACUCUUGACUCGGACGGCCGCAAGAUGAGCAAGUCGCUUGGCAACGUCAUAUCCCCAUUCCAGAUCAUGUCUGGCGAGCUGCUUCCACCCGUGAAGCGAAAAAAGCACAAGGGCGUCAAGCAGGAUCCGGCCACAAAGCACACACCGACCUACGAUUCCAUGGGCGCCGAUGCCCUCCGCCUGUGGGCCGCAAGCAGCGACUACACGCGCGACGUGACCAUUGGCCAGCCCCUCUUGAUAUCCGUGAACCAAGCGCUGCACAAAUACCGCGUCACCUUCAAGUGGCUUCUAGGUAUCUUCUCUCUGCCAUCGUGUCCGCCUCCCUUUACCUCUUUCAACAGCCUUAUGCCCGACACCACGGUAUUCAGCGAACUUACAGAUCGCCUCGCGGUGCAUCGCCUCGUGCAGGUAAGCCGCGAAGCCCACGAGCACUUUGCAAAGUACGAGUUCUUCAAGGGCGUCAACACGCUCAACAAGUACAUUUCCAUGGACCUCAGCGCCUUUUACUUUGAGACGCUCAAAGACCGCGUUUACACGGGUGACAAGGCAGAUUGCGAAAUGCUCCAGCGGGUUCUGGGCCUUAUAUUCUAUGAGUUACUACAGAUCCUCGCGCCAGUGUGUCCGUUGCUGGUCGAGGAAGUCUGGGACCACGUUCCGGACGCGUUGAGGCAACACAGUAUCCAUCCUGCUCGCGCCGUGUGGUCGUCUCUGGCCCCUCUGACGCAGACGGAAUCAGCGAGUCUAGAGUCUAUGGGCGAAACGACUAGCGCGCUCGGUGCUGCCAUCAAGAUUGCACAGGAGCGUGCUCGCGCAGACAAGAAGAUCGGAUCCAGUCUUGAAUGCAGCGCUACCAUCUAUCUGCCUGUCCCAGGUCUCGAGAAACUAAGCACCGACUUUGCAAACUGUAUGCAUCCGCUGCGUCUGGAAGCUGCCGAUGUGGAAGCCCAGUUUGCGGGCUUAUUCGUCAUUAGCCAGGUGCGAAUCCGCGCGCUACCAGAAGCAUCGGCGUCGGUCUCAGACCUUGGCUUUUCAACCGAAGACGCAGAGCAGAUGAAGACUCAAUGGGCGUGGGCGGAAGAAGAAGCCGUUGUAGUAAGCGGAGAUGGAAACGGUAUACUUGCGAACGCGAGAGUGCUUGUGCAUCCUCCCAGCCGCGAAAAGUGUCCGCGGUGCUGGCGCCAUGUCAGGGAGGAAACGGAGGAUGUGUGUGCGAGGUGUGGGCAGGUUGUUUCGCAGCAGGGUGGGAUGUAGUAAGGAGGAUGAAGUAAAG